GUCGCGGUCCUUCUACGUCAUCACUCCGCGUCAGGAAACCACCAUCAGCUCAACACAUCUGACACACACAAGAUCAAACCUCUCCUCUCUCAGACGUUGACCUGAUCAUCUUCAACUCAUCACAGUGAGGUGAAAGCUAUGUGGGAAAAAGCAGAGGAAACAAACCCACAGGAAGGAGGAGGAAAGAAGAGGAAAUACCCCGGUGGUGAUGAUGGGGAAGGAGAAGAGAGAAAGAAGUGGGGAGGUGAAGAAGGAGAGAGGAGUAAGGGAGACGGUGGAAGGAAGCGCCUGGACGCCAUGAGUGUGGGAUAUUUCCGCCGAGUCGGAGAGAGACUAGCUGACGGUUUUGAAGAUAAAGAGGAGAGAGCGAUGUUUGUGGAGAAUGUGCUCUCUGAAGUCAAAGGUAAAGCGAUGUUGGUGGCGAUGGACUGCACAGGAAGCAUCACCCUGCAGCGGCUGCUCCCUCUGUCCAGCCCUGAGCAAGUGGGAGAGGUGCUGGCUGAACUGGGCGGAGAAUCCGGCUCAGACAUUGCGGUGGUUUCCUGCGAUCGCUGCGGGGGCCACGUCGUGGAGAGUGCAGUCAGACAGAUGUCCAGGUGGACGGAGUCUUCCCAGAAGGAGUCGUCUGAUACCACAGAAGGAGAAGAGGAGAGUUUUGAAUUGCUGGAGGCGCAGGUGUUGUCUCUCAGUCAGGUGGUCAGAGACAACAUUGAAGAGUUCAUCCAACAUGUCCAUGGCUCACACGUGGUCCGCACACUUCUACACCUGUUGGCAGGCUGCCUCGGACCCCCCCGCACUGAAUCCCGUCAAGGUCCAAAAGGGCGCGGUGUCGCUCCUCCGCUGACAGACUUUGAGAUUCCCACGUCAUUUUGGUACGAGCUGAAAAGCCUCACAGAGACCUUGAUGGAAAACAUUAAUCUGAGCGUGACAGAUGCUGUUGCCAGCGCAGUGUUCCAGACCAUGUUGACUGUCUGUCACAGGAAAAGGCCCAAGCUCUGCAAACAGCUCCUCAAACAAAUCAUGGCGUACCUGACGAGUCGCAGUGCUGCUCCAGGACUGAGUCCACUUCUGGUCUUCCUGAAGGAUCAAGCUUCAAGUCACCUCAUUGAGACGAUCAUACAGCUAUCCCACAAGCCCCUUCUGCGUGACCUCUACAAGAACCAUCUCAAGGGUCACAUGGUAGACCUAGCCCUCCAUCCCAUCGCCAACUUUCCAAUACAGCGUCUGACUGCAGCGUCAGCCAAAUACAAGAUGUUCCUGAAGUUGUUUGAUGAGCUAAUCCAAGGUGUGGAGGCCGUCUUGGCCUCAGGUCACAUGGGGGUGAUCAUCCAGCUGGCGGAGAGCUGUGCAGAGAGCGAAGAGAAACAGGACGAGAUGCUGCAGUGUCUCCUGCGUGCGUUCCACUGCGCUGAGCCCGGCUCCCGGCAAGUCAGCUGCCUCCCCCUUUUCAUGUCCCUGCUCACCUACGAGGUGUACUACCACUCUGAAACAGCAGAGGGCGGCACAUCAACAGAGGUCCCGCUGUCGUCCAUCUGUUAUCAUGGCUCGCGGCUGGUCCAGGCACUGUCCAAGUUCAAGGAGCGCUCGGUCCUCCUCAGCAGCCUGCGAACCCUGAGCCCGGCUGACCUUCUGACGCUGGCCUCUGACCCUGCGGGCAGCCACGUCCUCCAGGCCCUCAUCACCACAUCCAGCGACAAAGGGAGGGGAAAGAUCCUUAGGAGACUGGAGGGGUUGCAUGUUCAGAUGGCUUGCUCCAGGCUGGGCAGUCGGGUGCUGGAAGCCAUAUGGAACAGUGCAUCCGUGAAUCAGAGGCAAAGCAUCGCACAGGACCUAGUUCCAAGUGAAAACCAGCUGAGGUCGCAUCAGUUCGCUCGUCACGUGUGGGCCAAAUUCGCUCUCUCCCACUUUGUGCACAGACGAGCGCACUGGCAGGAAAUACAGGCGGGCGAGUCCAAGAAGAGGAAGCUUUUCAGUGACAUUCUGGAAUAGAAAUUCUUAACAGCUUUCAUUGUUAUUUCCUACAUAUGUUCAUCAAAUAAAAUAGCAAAUUGUC
Molecule: messenger RNA, 2053 nt
Organism: Platichthys flesus (European flounder)
Lineage: Eukaryota; Metazoa; Chordata; Actinopteri; Pleuronectiformes; Pleuronectidae
Product: nucleolar protein 9
Exons: 12
Coding region: 139-1989 (616 amino acids)
Biological process (GO): endonucleolytic cleavage in ITS1 to separate SSU-rRNA from 5.8S rRNA and LSU-rRNA from tricistronic rRNA transcript (SSU-rRNA, 5.8S rRNA, LSU-rRNA); endonucleolytic cleavage in 5'-ETS of tricistronic rRNA transcript (SSU-rRNA, 5.8S rRNA, LSU-rRNA); ribosomal small subunit export from nucleus
Cellular component (GO): 90S preribosome; nucleolus; preribosome, small subunit precursor
Molecular function (GO): RNA binding
Source: RefSeq, a predicted model, not a curated record